UGUCUCUGCUCAUUAGUGCGGCUUUAAUUUCGGCUAUUGUUCCUGUCCCAUGUUGUUCGGUUUUCCGGUUUAUGGUUUCGGAUACUGGCUUUGGCUGUGCCUCUGCUGCGGCUGCGGCUGGGGCUGCGGCUGCUUAUGGUGUUUCAUUAAAUUUGCAUCCUCUGCAAUUUGAAUAUAAUUCAAGUGGGCUGCUGCUCCUCCACCACUGCCACUCACACCUAGUGCCAGCUGCUAGAAAUCAUUCCUCUCUGGCCAUUCCGGAGGCCCUUGACUGAUUCUGAUUUAUCAGUUUUCGAGUCAGAAGAGUUCACUUUGAGGUGAAAUUGUAAAUAGGACAUAUGAAUCAAUGUAUUGUAUUUGUUUGUUUCGAGAUAUGCUAAUUGUAGCUUUCAUUUUGCGAGUCUCCUUGUGGAGUUCCGUGGCUGAGGCUAGACGCGGGGUCGUGGCCGACCUGCAUGACAGGUCCUUCGAGAUGCUAAUCGCCGGCGGCCAUCUACCGGACAGUUCGUAUCUGGUGAGGCACAUCGUCUCCAUACGAACCCUCAACUACAUCGAGUUCAGAGGCGACAACCACUUCUGCAGCGGCAUCCUGCUCAGCAGUCGGGCAGUGUUGACAGCCGCCCACUGCGUCACUGACUGGUUCAAGGCCCCCAUGAACCCGAGGGCCCUGCUGAUUGUGUUCGGAAGUAGACUGCGCCUGGCCUUCUACGACGUCGCCGAGUGCCGACGCGUGGACCGUCUGGUGUUGCAUCCCGAGUACAAGCGCUACAAGGAGAACGAUCUGGCCGUGCUGCAGCUCAGUCAACGCAUCCCCAGCAACAUGCGCCACGUGCGACCACUGGUGACUCGUGACAGCUCCGGCUUCGCCACCGCGGGCAAGCGCUGCAUCACCAUGGGCUGGGGCCAGGUGUAUCCGCACGGCCCCUACUCGAAUCAAAUUCUCGCGCUGGAUGUCCUGAUUCGUAACCACAGUUUCUGCGAGGGAAAGAUCCCGUCAUACAACAGAGCCGGGCAUCUGUGCGCUGAGCCCGAUGCCGACGGCGAGUUCUGUCCUGGCGACAUGGGCGGACCCCUGAUAUGCGAGGACUGGCUGGCCGGAAUCAUUGGCGGCUCCCACCUCUGCGAGGGCGGCAAAGCCAUGAAGUUCACAAAUUAUAUGCAUCACGAAAAGUGGAUCCAAAAGACGGUUCUCGCUCUGACUGCGCAGGCAGCCGAUCCCUUCUCUCCAACUAACACGCUUUCGCUGUUGCUACUCUCCCAAUUGUUCAGCCUCAUAAUUCAAUUGAAUAGAAUCUAAAUCUUGAUCUGCACGGAAGAAAGAACUUGGCCAGCAGGGAAUUCUGUCCAGUUCAGCCACAAUCCCAGGUGCUGGAGUUAAAGGAGCCCCUAUACCGAGUCAGCAGCACUGGGGAUGUCAUCAUUUACAUUUGAUAAAAUUCCAGAGUUAAAUUCUGAAA
Drosophila pseudoobscura is the source of this 1457-nucleotide messenger RNA. RefSeq names its product granzyme C. Lineage: Eukaryota; Metazoa; Arthropoda; Insecta; Diptera; Drosophilidae. Gene Ontology annotation, molecular function: serine-type endopeptidase activity. The record is from RefSeq and is a predicted model, not a curated record. The transcript has 4 exons. The coding region runs from base 347 to 1297 and encodes 316 amino acids. Gene Ontology annotation, biological process: proteolysis.